ACCAACGUCUUAGCUGCUGGCCUUUUCGGUGGGGCUACUCAAAGUGGGGCCCGAGGUAGUGGUCAAGCGGCUACCGUUACACAGGCUCUCGCAGGAACUUUACCACACGCGUCAGCUGCCGCAAUGUUGGCAGCAACCGGAGGACAAACAGCCGGAGGACCAAAUGCCGGACCCGCAGGGGACGCCGCAGCAACAGCAGCCGCAAUGAUUACUGCUGGUCUCAUGCGCAGAAGCCGAGUUGCAUUCUGGUUGGCCCUUUUCCCAUUAUUGGCGCACUUCGCUCCAAGGCUAAACAUCGAGUCUACUACUUCAUAA
This is a messenger RNA of Dicrocoelium dendriticum, 315 nucleotides long. Lineage: Eukaryota; Metazoa; Platyhelminthes; Trematoda; Plagiorchiida; Dicrocoeliidae. The record is from the annotation of a GenBank genome assembly.